Messenger RNA from Hemicordylus capensis (graceful crag lizard), 1997 nucleotides. It is a transcript of the gene ATF5, whose product is annotated as activating transcription factor 5. Gene Ontology annotation, molecular function: DNA-binding transcription activator activity, RNA polymerase II-specific; RNA polymerase II transcription regulatory region sequence-specific DNA binding. Gene Ontology annotation, biological process: regulation of transcription by RNA polymerase II. The record is from RefSeq and is a predicted model, not a curated record. Bases 670 to 1491 code for a protein of 273 amino acids. Lineage: Eukaryota; Metazoa; Chordata; Lepidosauria; Squamata; Cordylidae. The transcript is spliced from 4 exons. Gene Ontology annotation, cellular component: nucleus.
GAGAAAAGAAAAUGGGAGACUUAAGUUCUUCGAUAGCCAUUAUUUCUGCCUCUUCCAUGGGUAUGAAGACGUAUUCCUACCUGAAUCCCUCUUGUGGUCCCUACAGAAGAGACAGAGGCAAAGAUAAUGGGAAAUAGAUGAAUGCUCCUUUCUUCAAAAAGGAGGAUCGAGGAAGCUACAGAUCAGUCAGCUUGAUGCUGAUUUCCGGAAUUAACCACUGCCUAACUCUGCCUUUCUGGCAUGGGACAGAGGAAAAGGCUGAGUUGAAAGGAGACUCUGUGUCCUUCCCACCAUCAUUCACCACGACGAGCACUGUUAUGGGGGCGGCAACUACUGGAGGAUGGAUACGGACAAAGUUGCACUGCGGCUUGGGAGGUUGGCACGAUAUAUAGGGAGACUCCACCCUACUGUGAUUCAUUCUCUUCUGGACCCAGGCACACACACGGAGUUAUUUGUAGGGAAAGAGAAACGCGCGUAGGCGUGAUCGAGGACAUGGCUUUCUAGAGCUGCGUGGAUCUCGAAGCGAGCGAGCGUGUAUUGCACGCUGCAACAAAACAAACAUAAUGGAGUCGCCUUUUGCCACCGCUGCCAUCCCUGCCUACAGGAGCCGAGGCCCUCCUUGCCCGCUGCAUCCCAAUCCUGUAUCCAGCCUGAACCACUGUCUCUAUCAUGUCUCUGCUGGCGGCACUGACCCUGGACCUGGACCUGACCAUGCUCCCAGCUAGCACCAUGACCUGCAGGCCGGAGCUGCUCAAGCACCGGCCGCCCCACGCCGGUCAUUGUGAGCUGCUAGCCGGACCUGUGGACGAGGGUUUUGCCCUCAGCAUGGAGCGUCCGCUGCUGACAGGCGAUGGCUUCUCAGACUGGAUGACGGAGCGCACAGACCUGGCCACGCUCCUGAGUGUGUCAGGGGAGCCCUCGCCGCUCUCACUGCCCUCCCCUCCUGCUCCAGACCUGGAGGCCAUGGCCUCACUGCUCAAGAAAGAGUUGGAGCAAAUGGAGGAUUAUUUCUUGGAGGAGUCACUCUCACCAGACCAGGUAGCACCAAGCACCCCUCCCUCUGAUGGGAAUUUCCAGUUUCCCUUUGGUGAUGCCUUCCAGCCCCUGGACCACCACAGUGCAGCUGCUCCUCUGCAGACCUUGGAUUCAAGCUGCUUGGAGCUGCUGGAGCUCUAUGGUGGAGAUGUACCUGCUGAGCUCUCCCUGCAGGGCCAUGAAGUACAUGUCCCAGUACAACAGCCCCCUGCCCUGGCACCCAAGGGAGACCGGCGCCAGAAGAAGCGGGACCAGAACAAGACAGCAGCCCUGCGGUACCGUCAGCGCAAACGGGCCGAACAUGAAGCGCUGGGGGACGAGUGCCAGGCCCUGGAGGCGCGCAACCGUGAACUGCGUGAGAAAGCAGAUUCCAUUGAAAGAGAGAUCCAGUAUGUCAAGGACCUGCUCAUUGAGGUCUACAAGGCGCGGAGUCAGCGCCUGCGCACUGCCCCUUAGAGGCAGGGAGCUGUGCCUCAAUUCCUCCCCACCCCAGUAAGCAAAGACUCAGGGAGAAAUUGAGGGGACAUUGGAUGUAGACAAGAAUGAAGCAAGCAUGUAAGAGUAAAGGUUGGAGAAAGUUGGGAAUUAGUAGCCUGUGUGACACUUUGGAGGUUAGGGCCUAGUAGAUGAACAAUGCAAGAAAAACAUCAGAGUCAAGUGGGGCUGUUGGACUCUGCAUCAAUGUUUGACUCUUGACUCUAGGUCAAGGCAAGGGGGAGCGGGGAUUCCUUUUGGAGAAGAUCAAGGCUGCUGAGAUAGGAGAGGCCCAAGAUUAGCCAAUUUUGGCAAUAGGUUUGCCAUUUCUGGGGUAGGCUCUCUCUUCCCUCCCUCCCUCCCCACAAUCAGGUAUCAGACACAGUCCCAAGGCUGUGAGAUGGCUUUUUGUAUGUACUUCAAUAGCACUUCUUUAUUGCUCUACCUUUUUUCAGCUAUGCACCAAUAAACACUUGUUUUAAACACCA